AUGAAUUUACGUGAACCUACAACAUUACCAGCAGCUAAUAAAUUUAUUGGUGGUAUUUCCUGGUAUAGAAAAUUUACACCACAAUUUGCAUCUGUAGCAGCACCUAUUCUCUUAGUUACGAACUUAACAAAACCAAAUCGAAAGAAGUUCGUGUGGGAAAAUCCUCAAAAUGAAGCAUUCUUUCAUUUAAAGCAAUUAUUAAUUAAUCAACCAUUAUUUCUGCAAUUCCUGAAUGAUGAUUACCCGGUAAUUUUAACAACGGAUGCGUCAAAAGUUGGCAUUGGUGGUACAUUACAACAAGUGAUUAAUGGACAACAGAAUUGUCUUGCUGAUUAUUUAUCUCGAAAUCCGGUACAAUCUGAACCAGAAGAAAUAUUUGAAGAAGAUUACGGUAUUAGUACAUUGUUUAAUGGGGAACCGCCGAUUUCGGCGUCUGUUUCCGUUGAUAAACUUUCUGUUAUAGGUGCUGUUGUUACACGUUCAAUGAAGAAACAACAAAUUCAACAAGAAUCUGAAUUAGAUAAAUCUUCAUCAUCAAUUGAAAAAGAACUAGAAUCAUCUUCAUUAGAAAAAAUCAAGGAUUUAUCAUCUCAAUAUCAAGUUAAUUCAUAUACUUGUAAUCAAUUUAAUAUAAAACAAAUUAAAUUCGAACAAGAAAAAGAUCCUAUUAUUCAGAAGAAGGUCAAAGAAAUUCAACAAAAUCCUACAUGUGGUUCAUUUAUUUUGCAUGAAGGAUUAAUGAUCCGCUUUUCCCCCCUUGAUUCUGAUCCAUUGGGUGGACAUUUUGGAAUACGACGUACAUAUUACAAAUUAAAGAAUAAAUAUUGGUGGCCAGAUAUGAAACAAUCUAUUACUCGAUUUAUUAAGUCUUGUUUACCAUGCCAACAGUAUAAUGUUAGUCGAUUUAAAAAACCUGGUUUACUUUGUCCAAUUGAAACACCAAUUGGACGUUUUCAAAUGAUUGGAAUUGAUUACUGUGGACCAUUUAAACGUACACCAAGAGAAAAUCAAUAUGUGUUAUGCAUCACUGAUUAUUUUACUCGAUGGAUCACUGCCGUUGCUCUACCCGACUGUACUGCUCAGACAACAGCUCAAACAAUUUUUAAUGAAUAUAUUUGUCGAUAUGGUGUGCCAGUAUCAAUUUUAACUGAUCAAGGCACACAUUUCAACAACCAAUUAAUGGAAUCAAUGGCUCAAUUAAUUGGAUACAAUCAUAUAUUAUCUACUGUUUACCAUCCACAAAGUAAUGGAAUGGUUGAACGUUUCAAUGCUACCUUUGUACCUCAAUUGGCCAAACUUCAAGAUCGUGAAAAUAACAAUUGGGAUGAAUAUUUACAAUCAAUAGUAUUCGCGUACAAUACAGGUGUUCACGCAGCUACACAAUAUUCUCCAUUUCAAUUACAAUUUGGUCAUGAUCCACGCAUGCCUACAGACGCAACGUCAAAUUACGUAUUUUACAAACCAUCCGAUUAUUACCAUCAAUUAAAGAAAAGUCUUAAAAUUAUUCAACAACAUGCUCGAAAUCAAUCAAUGUAUUCUCAUAUGAACAAUAAAAAAUAUUAUGAUAAAAAUCGAAGCAAUCCACAAUAUGAAAUUAAUGAUAAAGUUUUAAUUAGAAUUCAUGGUUUUAGAUCAAAAUUAGAUCCACAUUACACAUUAAACCCGAAGAUUAUUAUACAAAAACAACAUCCAACAUAUUGGGUUCGAGAUCAAUUGAAUGAUCAAAUUAUUCGUAUACAUGUGAAUGAUAUACGUCCGAUAUUAUUACCAUAA
Messenger RNA from Rotaria sp. Silwood1, 1773 nucleotides. The record is from the annotation of a GenBank genome assembly. Lineage: Eukaryota; Metazoa; Rotifera; Eurotatoria; Philodinida; Philodinidae.